Molecule: messenger RNA, 2544 nt
Organism: Drosophila mojavensis
Lineage: Eukaryota; Metazoa; Arthropoda; Insecta; Diptera; Drosophilidae
Gene: CCKLR-17D1
Product: octopamine receptor 1
Exons: 6
Coding region: 1-2100 (699 amino acids)
Biological process (GO): neuropeptide signaling pathway
Cellular component (GO): membrane
Molecular function (GO): neuropeptide receptor activity
Source: RefSeq, a predicted model, not a curated record
AUGGGGAAAUGGGGCAAAGCGUGGGCAAACGCCAACGCUGGCAGCGUGAGUGGCAACAAGUCCUCUGGCAACAUGUUGCCAAGCGGUGGUCAUGUUGCUGGCCCAUGUUGCCGGCCUGUGGUGAGUUUGGCGUUGGCUGCCGCAACUGUUGGUCCAAUUGGGAGUCCAAGAACUGGUGGCAGUGCUCAGCAUUCAGUGCACGACGGAGUCUUCGAGACGGCGGCACACGGCGCGGCAACCGCUGAUUCACCACUGUUGUCUGCGCUCGCGCCGCUGGCCACGAGUGCUGCACUGCAGCUCAAUGCCAGCUAUGCCGCCGAGGAGAUCUACGGCGCCAGCGGCAGCGGCAGUGGCAGCGGCAGCGGCGACGGCUUCAACGGCAGCGAUCUCUACAUCUACAGCAAUGAGCUGCCGGAGCCGGACGCGACGAUCGCCACACCCGCCUCGAUUGGCGACAGCAAUGCAUCGGUGCCGGCGGUGCUGCCCACAUUGGUAACGGCGCAGCCGACCAAUCGCAGCGUAUCGCGCGUCAUCGCCGAUGUGCCCAUCUGGGUGAUACCCUGCUAUAGCAUCAUUCUGCUGUGCGCCGUCGUUGGCAAUCUGCUGGUGGUGCUCACCCUGGUGCAGAAUCGCCGCAUGCGCACCAUUACCAACGUCUUUCUGCUCAACCUGGCCAUCUCGGACAUCCUGCUGGGCGUGCUCUGUAUGCCCGUCACACUCGUCGGCACGCUGCUGCGCAACUUCAUCUUUGGCGAGUUCCUCUGCAAGCUCAUUCAGUUCUCACAAGCCGCCUCUGUGGCCGUCUCCUCGUGGACUCUGGUGGCGAUAUCCUGCGAGCGCUACUACGCCAUUUGCCAUCCGCUCCGGUCGCGCACCUGGCAGACGAUCAACCAUGCCAACAAGAUCAUCGCUUUCAUCUGGCUGGGCAGCCUGGUCUGCAUGACGCCCAUUGCGGUAUUCAGCCAGCUGAUGCCCACCAGUCGCCAGGGCUUGCGCAAGUGCCGCGAGCAGUGGCCCGUCGGCUCAUUGGGCUAUGAGCGCGCCUAUAAUAUCUUCCUGGACCUGGCGCUGCUGGUGCUGCCGCUGCUCGCCCUGAGCUUUGCCUACAUGUUCAUCACGCGCACGCUCUAUGUGAGCAUGCGCAACGAGCGCGCCAUGAACUUUGGCAGCAGCGGCCCCGACGUCGGCCUGACCACCAGCAGCAGCAGCAACAACAACAGCUGCAGCGGCAGCCGUCGCACCUUCGGCAGCUCCAACUAUCUAAUGCGCAUGCAGAUGCGCCAGGAGGCGCUGGCCGCCGACAGCGCUGCCCAGCUGGACAUGUUGCUACAGCAGCAGCAGCAGCAGCAGCAACAGCAGCAACAACAAUGUGGAGCAAACCAAUAUUAUUAUGCUGAUGGAUAUAAUCACGGUGGGAGCAAGCGUCGCCUGUUUGGCUCGUGCGAUGGCCGACGGCAUCUCUAUUGCAUGCGCAGUGCUUCGGUCAAGUCGGUGCGACAUCAGCAGCAGCAGCAGCAGCAGCAGCUCAGCGUGUCCGGCGAAUGCUGUGGCCGACUGCAGCGAAUGACCACAAUGAGGCAACAGCAGCAGCAGCAGCAGCAGCUGUACAUGAGCUCAGCCAAGGAUGGGGAGAGAAGGAAAUCGUUGUCCACGCCCAGCUUGCGCGUCACGGAGGCGACGCUGCGCAGAUCGAAUGAGAGCAAGAGCUUGGAGAGCAAGAAGCGCGUGGUGAAGAUGCUGUUCGUGCUGGUGCUGGAGUUCUUCAUCUGCUGGACGCCGCUGUAUGUGAUCAACACAAUGACGAUGCUGAUUGGGCCCGUGGUGUAUGAGUAUGUGGACUAUACGGCCAUCAGCUUCCUGCAGCUGCUCGCCUACUCCUCCAGCUGUUGCAAUCCGAUUACCUACUGCUUCAUGAACGCCAGCUUCCGGCGCGCCUUUGUGGACACCUUCAAGGGCAUGCGGCUGUGCAAUGGGGGACGCUUCGGAUUCUGUCGUCGGCGCUCCAACAACAAGACGAAUUUGUCCGUGGCCGGAAAUUCGAUUGCGCUGGCCAAUUCCGUGAUGUCUAGCCACACCAUACUGGAGAGUCCACGACUCUGAGGCAGUCGACGUCAGCUGACGUCAAUGAAGCUGCGUUCGCUGAGAGAUAGAGAUAGGGAUAGGGAUAGGGAUAGGGAUAGGGUUAGAGAUAGGGAGAGCGUCAAUGUGCGUGUGGGCAAUGGCACGAACGAGGGGCUGAUGGAGACGGAGUCACUGUAGAGUAGACUAGACCGUUAUAAAUAUGUAUGUGAUGUGCAAGAAACUGAAACUGUGGUUGUCAACGAUUCUACUCCAAGUAAGUUGUGUUUUGGUAUGGAUGAAAGAGAUAUACAUGUAUGUAUGUGUACAUAUACAUAUAUAUAGACUAUAUACUAUAUGUUGCUAUUGGGUUUCAACUCAUGAAACUAACUAAAACCUAUUUGUAUUAUUAAUCGUAUCACUUCAGAGCUGUUGCAUUGUCUUUUAUUGUAAUAUCUAAUUGUUAAAUGUAAAUUGUUGGACUUA